Plenodomus lingam JN3 is the source of this 495-nucleotide messenger RNA. RefSeq lists its product as uncharacterized. NCBI's taxonomy places the organism in Eukaryota, Fungi, Ascomycota, Dothideomycetes, Pleosporales, Leptosphaeriaceae. The record is from RefSeq and is a predicted model, not a curated record.
AUGGCCGUCCUCAUCACCAUCCUCGCCCUCUAUCUGAGCCCCUCCUCCGCGCAACUUCAUCUCCAACGACGUGGUCUCCCAGGUGCAUACUACACCUGCGUCCAAGAAAACUUCGCCGGCCCAGACGGAUGCGGUUGGACUUCUCCCACCGAACGUUGUCGCGCACAAGGCGGCUCUGGCAUCAAGUCACUGGGCCCGGACCCAGGAACCGUAUGCAGUCUGUUCAAGACUGUUGAUUGCACCGGCACUGCCAUCAAGUCGAUCACUUUUCCCGGUCUUGGGAGUGGAUUGCCAGAAUUCGCAUCCUUUAGUUGCAAGGUCGCCGGGGCUCAGACCAACAGGGUAGCUACCAAGGGUCAAGCGUUGGAUCCCGCGACAUUGGCAGGGGGUGUGGGGAGUACGGUUAGGAUGGAGCAUGCGGAGGAGCUCAAGGCCAUGGAGGAGGAUGGCUUCAGUGAGGGCAUGAUUGGAUUGAAGAAGCGGCUUUAUUACUAA